This is a messenger RNA of Penicillium odoratum, 1059 nucleotides long. RefSeq lists its product as uncharacterized. The transcript has 4 exons. The record is from RefSeq and is a predicted model, not a curated record. Lineage: Eukaryota; Fungi; Ascomycota; Eurotiomycetes; Eurotiales; Aspergillaceae. Bases 1 to 1059 code for a protein of 352 amino acids.
AUGUUGCAACCAAUCAUUUCGCCUGCGCAAUUAUGGCCCGGCGGGAUCCCAGCCACUGUUCGCCUGCACCCAGAGGGUGAUUUGAAUGACAAGGACGCGCAGAAAGAAAUCCAAGGCUGGAAUUUCGGGCUCCCCCUUUCUGAUCCAGAGGAGGACAGGGCCCAACGACGCGCUCUCAUCGAAAAAUGGGCGUCUGCAGAUCAAAGCUUCCGUGAUUCAUACUUUUCUGAUGGGCCCCUCGUGGGGUUGCACGAUUUCAAUGGCUCAAGAUAUUCUAAGAGCUUCGUCUGCCUUGUUGAUAAGCCCUACAAUCCGGAGAACUACUCCCGUAUUACCAAGAUUCUGAUCCUCCUCUAUAUCCACCUUCAACGUUCACUCAAUCACCCGCUUAGUCAUAACUGUAGUAGCGAUGAUCAGCCGCAGCUCCCAGCAUUCAUGCUAGACCCUGCCACGGAGACAUUAUCUACCAAUGACUAUGCGCGGCUCCUCGCAGGGGAGAACUUGCCUGUGACCUACUACCUCGAAACCGCCGACUUUGAAGCAAUGGCCAUGACCUCUACCGGCACUGUUAUCUUUCCAUACCUGGACGAUCAGGCAUACUUGGUAAUUGAUAACCAGAGCUGUGAGGACGGGCGCCUCCUUCUGCUCAAUUUCAGCUGUACCGGUCAGAUUCUCCACCAGGCGCGGAUGAUCCCGUUCCAAAUUGGUGCUCUCACGCUUUUCCAUGGUGUACUGGGCCAUCUUUGGGAGGAACUUUUCAAGAAAGGAAACGCGAGACCGGGUUGGAAUAAACCAUUUGACAUUCAUCUGCCACUCGUGGAAAUCAUGGCGGUCCUCAUACAGCGCGGAGACUUGUUUCCCUUGAACGACUACACGCCGGCCGAGUGGGCCGAGGAGUUCGAGCGGUUUGCGCCGGAAUACCUGGCCUAUGAGCGUCAAGGCCGGGUGAUCGAGUACAGCUGGGAUCGGCUAGCGGAUGUGACGGAAGAAUUUUCUACCUACAAUCAUCUUCGCUAUGACAGACAGCUAGCUGACAUGUCGAGGCGAGGCCCUGUUUGA